Messenger RNA from Uranotaenia lowii, 2762 nucleotides. RefSeq lists its product as uncharacterized. NCBI's taxonomy places the organism in Eukaryota, Metazoa, Arthropoda, Insecta, Diptera, Culicidae. The record is from RefSeq and is a predicted model, not a curated record. The transcript has 3 exons. The coding region runs from base 335 to 2695 and encodes 786 amino acids.
AGUCAUGAUUUGGGAAGGGUGCCUCUGACCAGAGGCCGGAACCACUUCCCUGCGUUUUUUUAAAUUAAUUCUUACCUGGACUAUAGGUCCCUAGUUUCGGGAAGAUUUUAGUGCGGUAAAUUUUGUUAAAUCGUACGCGUGUGCAGUUUGUAAAUUUUUAAGUGAGACAUUCGAAUGAAUUCCGGCACACCACGUGGAUGAAGAGGAUAGUUAUUAGAACUUUAUAUUUAGCCCGAGCCCCAAGUUCGAUAGGAAUUUAAUUAGAAGGGUGUAUGAUCGCUGCCGAUAAAAUCGUAACAUCCCACUCGCGGUGUCCAGUGUCUGAGGCAUCACCAUGAAACAUCUGUCACUUUUGACAGCCGGCUUGGGUUACAUCCCGGCCGGGCUCACAUUCGGCUACCUGCUUUUGCUUCCGCUGCUGCCUCACCAGGUCUUCCAGGAGGCUUAUCAGGAAACCAUGUUCUGGCCCUUCAUCGUAACCAUUAUCACGUUGCUGGUGUCGGUGGCGCUAACUAACGGACUGAAGCUGAACUAUCGCAAGUGUCAGUUCGUGCACUUUUACCUGCAAUUGGCGGCGGAUGUGUUUUAUCUGGCGGCUGGAUUGGUCUUCCUGCUGGUGACAGAUGUGAUUCCGGCCAUCUAUCUUUCCGCCUGCGGUCUGGGCUUGACGUUGAUUCCCGGGGUAAGCUAUGUUCACAUUCGGGCUCCCGGUAAAUGGCGGGCCUUAUACAUGGGCUUGUGCACAUUUUGGUUCAUCGUAGGAAUUGCCAGUACGGCAACCAUACUGCUAAGUGACGUACAAAACUGGCAACACGAUGCGGAGAUUUUGGAAACGCUGCAUACCAAUUUGGCCAUCUGUAUGAUGGCUACGGCUGUCUUUUCGAUACUGUUGGUGGCCGUCAACGAGAUGCUGCAGCGGGAGAGUAUUGUCGAUUACAAGAAACCGCUGGAUUUCGACACGGACAUUGCCCACGAAAGUGGAAAAUUGAUGAGCAGAUCGGAACGGCGCAAUUUGUUUAAUAACUUUACGAGUACUGUUACCCCAACUACGAAUGGAGGUUUUCCGAAACAGUGGAAUUCUUCAUCUGAACAAAUCGUUAUUAAUCCUACAAAUACAGGAAGCAACUACCAUGUGUUAUGGGUUGUCUGUAUGAUAUUCACCAAACUCCAAGGGUUUAUCGCUUUCUACUUUGUGUUGAUUAUGUUUAGCAACGGAUAUGUGAUGGCGAUGUUCGAAGACUUGGACUCAGCUUAUUCUACUUAUUGGUUCAUGGCAUUAGGUUCUCUUAUUGGGUUGAUAUGUAUGCUGUUUAUGAGUCCAAAAAUAACUUUCGUUGCCAUGUCCAUGCUCCAUACCAUUGGACUUAUAUUGGCAGUUGCUUUCUACUCUGCAGGAUUCCAAAAUUUGGAGAUGGGAGCUGCGUACAUUAUUUUUUAUACUUUUAUUGGAGCAUCUCUGGCCAUACCUGCAAUCAACAUCCUGGAACUUUCGCCAUUGAACUUCAACGAAUCAUUCCUAGCUAUUGGAACUAUACUGGAAAUAAUUGGGAUAGCGUUGAUGCAGUAUUUUGUAAUUACAGAUAGUCGAUUGCUUGGAAAAGAUCCAGACUCUCUUGAACUUUUGCCGAACUUCACUGGCAUCAUACAAGGACACUACAUCGCUCUGAUUGUUCUCAGUGUUAUAAUUCAAAUAAUUGUGCUGUGGCAUAUGCCGAAUACGUACAAAAGGUCGCUUGCAGAGAUCAACUCAGACCUCAUGCGAAUGAAAUCAUAUUUCGCAUUCAGCCGAACAAUGGAACCCAUAGUCAAUCAUCAAGUCCCAGUAAAUCGAAACUUUGCAGCAAGUGUAACGUCCGAUCACCCCGAAGAUGUAGAGGAGAAACAGUUGAGUACCAGAAACGGUCGUGUAGCAGUAAUUUACAACGAACGAAGUGAUGACAGUUCAGAUAGGAGAAGCUCAUACAAUGAUUUUGCCGAAAUGCGUCACAACAACAGGGAUGAUCCAUAUCAUCAAGAACAACUACAAAGGCAACAUGAAAGAAACUACAUAAUAUCCCGCCAAUCGCGGCUACAACAGCAAACCCGGGAAUCGCCUGAAUCCCAGCGCUACAGCAACCGCGGUGGAGAUCGGAUUUCAGAGAACCGUUACCAACAGCGGUACCAUCCAGACUUCGACGACUAUCCACAAGAUCGUCCAGGAAGUCGCAACAGUCAGCAGCCAAGCCGGUACAGUCAGGCUCCACCAUUGCUCUCUCGUCAUCAGUAUUACGAACAGUACGGCCAGGAACAACGAAAUCUUCCGCCUCCGGUACAGCCGAAACCUGUUGCCGUUCCUCCACCGACGCAGAUGAAACCUGCCCUGAGGAGGUCCGAAAUUUCACAAACGGUGAAAUCCGAACCGGGCUACGUUCCCCGUCCAAAGCUGCAGACACAGAAAAGCGAAGCCCCUGCUCCACCUCCACUUCCACCGGCGGACUACUUGACCAAAUCGCUGCCUCGGAUAAAACCGGAUCAGAAACACCGGGAUUCCAUUCAUCCGGUGCUAAUACCGCGACCUGCCAAGCAGCACGAGGAAGAAGUUGUUCCGGGGGUUGAAUACACCAGCAAUUUGCGCCCGUCGGAAUUUCUGAGGCAGAGUCGAUACUCGGCUGCUCCACUCUUCCGGAACUCUUUAGCCGGUUCGGGGAUGAGCUGAAAGGCUCCAUAGAGGGUUCCAAGUUUUAAGAUUUGUUUAUCGAUAAUUAUUACAACGAAUACAUAUA